AUCUCGUGUAUUAUAGGUUGCUAAAGUGUAUGUUUUUCUUCUUUUAUUAUUUCUGAAGUCGUAGUUACUUUUUGGUAGUAAAAUACCUUCAAUCACGGGUUGUAGAAGCAGCAAAUAAUAGGGAGUCUGACAUUUAAAAGGUUUUGACUUUCAAGAAAUCUAAAGAGAAAGUGUUUCGCUAUUAUAUGGAAGUGGAAGUGACUGCGCUAUUUGCAACUUGCAAACAAGUAAAAGUCAAACAGAGCAAGUGUUUGUCAUGAUUGGUUUUAUGUUUCGAUUAUUUGAUGCUGAGUCUGAGGAGCGAGCAAAGAACCGGAACGGCUGCAUAUCUAGCGUUCACUAGGCCUACAUACUUUUAUGCAGGUAUAAUUAAGGAACAGCGUAGCAAGAUGGAAAAAGACGAGGAUAGCAUCGUGGGCACAUAUAUGCCUAGUAGUAGUAGUAGUAAUUUUGAUGUGGAUGUAAUUAAAGUUGAAACAAGUACAGCAGUAAUAGACGCAGAGUUAGGAGUAGGUAUAAAACCUAAAAGUCAGCUGAUGCUCCCUUCCUCCGAUAAAAAGCAAGGAAGUAGGGCAUCGCGGUGUACUAGAACGGUACCAACCCCAGGAGACAGAAUCCAGGCUGAUGUAACAGCAGUAGUCAAGAGGUUGGUUCGAUCAGUAGAAGCCAAGCAACAACAUGAUGCUGAUGAGGUGGUCAGGUUGAAACUGAGUGAAGAGCUUCAACAAGGCUAUCGGAUAUUGAAAGAAUUUAUGUCAGAUGUUAACAAAUCUGUCAACAGACUGUUUAUGGAUGAAGUGGAUGUCGAGGAACUACAGCUAUGGGACUACCACGAACGAGUGAAAGACCCAAUAUGGCUGAAAAAAAUGAAGCAGAAGUUUGAUGACUUUACCUAUCAGUCUAUAACAGACUUUGUUGCCGACUUUCGCCGAAUGGUUGAGAAUUGUCUGCGAUAUAAUGGGCCUGAUCACGUUAUUUCAAAGAAAGCGAAUAGACUUAACACCAUGUUGGAGCAGAAACUCGCAUUGCUGAGCUGGCAUGUGAGAGAAAAGACAAGCUUGGAAGCCACAUCUGCAGUGUAUGGGUCAACUUCUCCCAAGUUAUCAAGUUGUGGCUUCACUGGUACUAGGAAGAGAAAAGUGAUUGUUCCCAAUGAUAACUCGCACCUGGUACAGCAGCUGCGGGAAGAGGAGCGUGAGAAGAAGAAGCAGCAGAGAUUGCAGACAAUGGAGGAGAAGAGGAAGGCAACAGAGGCUGCAGAGCAGGAGGCCCUUGAUUGGGACAACAACUUACUGAAGGAGCCAAUCAGGAUGCAGAUGAUGACCUGCUGGGAGCUUCCACAGAUCUGUCAUUUCUUCUAUCUGACCCAAGAGGCUCUAAACAUGCCCCUGCUAAACACAUAUGAGUUGGAGCGUUGCCUGGCCAUGCCAAGAGAGAGCAGUAUGCUGGCCAUGAUUAUGACAACGCUACUUUGCUCACCAUCCCAGAGGCCAAAACUGGACAGGAAGCCACCGAUGCCUUACCGAAUCUGGUCCAAACGCCUAAAGAAGAGAGUUGCACAGUGGUACAAAAUGUUGUGUGAAAAGGGUUAUGACAUAGAAAAGGUGUGCACGAAGUUUGGAUUUGACACGAAACUGUUUGACGUCCUAGGCGAGUGUGAUCCACUGGAAGAGCAGGAGUUUCAUGAGCUGAACUACAUUGAGCGGGUGUGGAUCGUGAAGUCUCUCUGCGAUUAUUGCCUGGUCAGUCGUUUGCUUUUGUUUUCGUAACUUGAUUGCCGUUGCCAUUAUAAUAAUAGGGUGUGUUAGGUGUCAGUUCACAUUUUCACCAGAAGAUGGUGCAUGUGAGAAUGAUUAAUGCUGUGGUCUCAUAGAGACGCAAUUUGAACUUGUAAACGGCCCCCUUCUCCCUGCACAUCCUCCUCUUUCUCGUCCUCCUUUCCCUCACUCACCUGACAGGUGUUAGUCUUCAUCUAUGUCUCACUGGGUAUGAGAGGUUUUGGCUGCAGCAGCAGUAGCGAGUAUUUGAGCAGGCGCUGUAUCGGCUGAUGAAAAAGUUAAUGACAGUUGACGUCUAACCAUUUUUAGCUCAGCUGACGAAGUCAGAUGCAGCUUGUAGAAUCGCAUGAGCGU
Molecule: messenger RNA, 2132 nt
Organism: Priapulus caudatus
Lineage: Eukaryota; Metazoa; Priapulida; Priapulimorpha; Priapulimorphida; Priapulidae
Exons: 9
Coding region: 285-1769 (494 amino acids)
Molecular function (GO): protein binding
Source: RefSeq, a predicted model, not a curated record